Phoenix dactylifera (date palm) is the source of this 2141-nucleotide messenger RNA. RefSeq lists its product as uncharacterized. NCBI's taxonomy places the organism in Eukaryota, Viridiplantae, Streptophyta, Magnoliopsida, Arecales, Arecaceae. The record is from RefSeq and is a predicted model, not a curated record.
AUUUUUCCAAACUCAAUUCUGAAUUUUUUUAAGUAUUUAAACUUUAUUUUGAUUUCAAUUUUAAUUAGCAGUCAAAUAUGUCAGAACAUACAGUCAUUCGGAUUGCGAUCAUUAAUCAAAUGCACUCUUUUAACACUUCUAAGAGAUGAGUGUUGGGAUAUAUCAAGGCCAUUGAUCCAUGUUGCUACUGCCAUUGAAUCUUCCUCCGUCACAUUGGAAGGAUGUGUUUGCUGCUUUUAACCCAUUCCUAGCUGCCGUAAGUUCAGCCACCAGAACCAAAGUAGCGAAAACAGGAAGUGCUGCAGAACGAAGAACUUGACCAUCUCCAUUUCUGAUUACAAAGCCAGCGCUAGCUCCAUUGAGGCGAAACGAACCAUGGCGUCCAAGAGACAAUGGUUUUACGUGAAUGAUCCGCAAAUUCAUGCGGUAUGUAGGAGCUCCAAAUAGCAGAUUUUUUCAGCUUUGAACCCUUCAAGGACCUCUGAGAUGCAGCCAUUAGACUAUAAGCCUUGUUCGAAAUUUCUUCAGCAUCCAUCAUCCGGUCCUGGAAGAUUUCUUCACUUCUAGCUUUCCACAUUAACCACAAUGUAUAGGCCAAAGUAGUUUGAGCUACCACUGUCAGUUUAGAAUCCUUCGUUUGCAGCAGAAAUUCGACAGCUUGAUGGUAGGAAUGAAUUUGGGAUAAAACGGGGUGUUGAAUCACCUUCCAUCCUGCUGCAGCUCUGUUGCGUUGGAAAAACAAGUGAUCCAUGUCUUCCGGGUGGUUUCCGCAACAGGGACAAACUGGUGACACGGAUGGAAUUCUUUUUGGAAUAAGAUCCACUGUAGGUAGUUUUCCAAUGACCACUCCGUUUCAAGUUCUAGUAGACGAUCCCUUCCUAACGGCUAAUACCGCUUCAACCCAUUUAAACCCAACUCCUCCCCCUUUCCUCCCUCGUUUCUCUCGUAUCCCUUCUCUCGAUCCUUCCUAGGGUUAGGGUUCUUGUAGUUCCGAGGGCUCCGGAUCGAUUCUCGGCCCUUCCUCCGCCUCCCCACCUUCCAAUUUCCAGGGUUUCCAAGGUCCCGACUCCCAACCUCUUGACCGCAGCCAAAUCUUGAGGGUUUCUAGGGUUUAUCUAUUUGCUCUGCCAAGUGACCAUGGAUGCAGAGACCGACGAAUACAUCCGGGAAUCCAUCGAGAACUCGCUCGGCCUCGCGAUCUCCGCCAAGAACCUGCGUCUCAAGCUCCUCGCUUCCGAAGACGCCCGCCACCGCCUCCAAGAUCGGAUCUUCGUCCUCGAAGAGCGCCUUAAGGACACCGAGAAGCGUGUGGAGCAGCACAAGGCGGAGGCGACUAUGAACGCCCACGGGUUGAGGAGGUGCAUCGAGGAGAAGGAGAUGGCGGCGUCCGGGUACGAUGAUUUGGUGAAGCAAUACGCCAAGUUGGAGAAGGAGUGCUCGCUGUAUGAACGGGAUCUUGAGAGGGUCAUGGAGUCCUGCGAUGAGUUGGCCAAGGAGAAUGACGAACUUCGAGUACGGUUGCAGGACAACUCGUCUCUGGCAGCAUUAGCUGCUGAAGUUGAGUCCUUGAAAAAGGACAAGGAAAACAUGAGGAUUAAUCUCCACAGAGCUGAAGAAGAGGUCAAGGUACUGUUUGAAGAAAAUAAACUUUUGGAUGAAGAGAACAAGAGGUUGCUUAGGCUGCUAAAGAGAGAACGAAAUCACCAUGGAUCUGACAGCAAAAGCUCUGCUGGUACUUCUGCUAAAGGAAAGCCUAAAUCAGGCCAAAGUGACAGCAGCCCUAUGGGGCGGGUGAUUGAUUUCAAUGUUGCAGAUUCAUCGAGACAGCCAUUAUCACCUCUGCGUCAGAACUCUUCUGACUCUAGAAUGCAUAAGAAGUAAAAGGGUGUUUGUCCUCAUUCUACUGAUCUUGAACGGUUGCUACUAGCAACCAGCCUGCUAAUUUUUUCUUAGCUAUCAAUCCGAACUUACUAGUUCUUGAUGUACACAGCGUUGAGUUAAACGCUGAAAUUCAUUUCAGCUGAUAGUUGUUACUUUUUUCACCGCGUUCUUGACACUAAAUUGCUGAUACCAAUGCUUUGUGGUCUGUAUUCAACGAAUCAAAAUGAAUGUAAAGUUUCUUGAGAACACUGUUUUGGUUA